AUGAGUGAAGGCACAAGGUCACCUAUCAGUACGAAAAAGAUAACACUGGCAGAUGACCUGCCACAGCUUGUACUGCUGAUAUGCCUGUAUUUGCUGCAAGGAAUACCAUUAGGGCUCGCUUUUGGAUCCAUACAAUUCCUCCUAAAACAGAAUCCAAACGUCUCCUACAGUGACUUGGCUCUCUUCUCUCUAGCUAGCUAUCCAUAUUCAUUAAAGCUCUUCUGGUCUCCAGUCGUCGACUCGAUAUAUUUCAAGAGCAUAGGCAGGCGAAAGAGCUGGAUUGUUCCUAUACAGGCCAUCACGGGAAUCACACUCUUCAUUCUUGGCUCAAAGAUUGAUGGCUUGUUGGCACAGGAAGUCUUGCCAGUGCGGGCACUCGCGGGAUCCUUCUUCUUUAUUGUUCUGUUGUGUGCAACUCAAGAUAUCGCUGUUGACGGUUGGGCGUUGACGUUAUUACGAGAAGAAAACAAGGCAUAUGCAUCUACAGGCAAAUCCCUUGAAUUCUCUGUGUCAUCUGUCAUACUAUCUCUAACGCCCGAAACUCUUAGCGCAAACAAUAGGAAUGAAUAUAACAAGUACCUGAGAUCAACACCUUCAGAGUUGGGACUCUUUCAACUUGGCCCAUACAUCCAGUUCUGGGCACUGGCCUUCUUAGCAUGUGAUUUAUGGUUGAUUUUCGUUCAAAAAGAGAGUCCCUCUCAUGAACCAUCCGGAUGGCACGAAAUACGAAUAGUCUACAGACAAAUAUUUAGUAUUAUCAUGCUACCACAGAUGCAGAGAUUCAUUGCAGUCAUGAUGGUGGCAAAGUUGGGAUUCAUUGCCAGUGAAUCAGUCACAGGACUGAAACUUUUAGAGAAGGGAUUUAAGAAGGAAGAUUUAGCUUUAGCAGUGCUCAUUGAUUUUCCAUUCGAGAUACUUUUUGGAUACUAUGCUGCUAAAUGGAGUAGUGGGUCACGUCCACUAAGGCCGUGGUUGUAUGCCUUCUAUGGACGACUUGCUUCAGCAUUGUUGGCAAUGGUCCUUGUCGCUCUGGUUCCAGCUAGUGGUAUCACUACUACAUUCUUUGUGAUAGUCAUGGCAUCCACAGUGCUUGGAUCUUUCAUGUCUACGGUUCAGUUUGUUGGAAUGGGCAGUUUCUUUACUCGAAUCUCAGAUCCAAGUAUCGGAGGCACCUACAUGACAUUACUCAACACAGUCUCCAACUUUGGAGGGACAUGGCCGCGCUACUUCAUCCUCAAUGCCGUCGACUACUUUACAGAUUCGACAUGCUCAGAAACCGAUUCCGGCAACUCGACAAUCCACUGCUCGAGCGAGCCUUCCAAAGCACUCUGUAAAACAAUGAACGGAACGUGUCAGACACGUGUUGAUGGAUACUACGUGGUUGGACUAACCAUGUUUGUAAUUGGUGUUGUUUGCUUGCUAACGCUAGUCAAGCCUGUAAUAUUGAACAUUGAGUCACUGCCAGACCGUAACUGGCGAGUCGUGAAAUUCAAGGAGGAUGAUGAUGGAGAUAAUAAUCGGUAUGGGGAUGAGAAUGUUAGAUUAAUAGAUCAGUAG
Messenger RNA from Synchytrium microbalum, 1557 nucleotides. RefSeq lists its product as uncharacterized. The record is from RefSeq and is a predicted model, not a curated record. The coding region runs from base 1 to 1557 and encodes 518 amino acids. Gene Ontology annotation, cellular component: membrane. The transcript is spliced from 12 exons. NCBI's taxonomy places the organism in Eukaryota, Fungi, Chytridiomycota, Chytridiomycetes, Synchytriales, Synchytriaceae. Gene Ontology annotation, molecular function: acetyl-CoA transmembrane transporter activity.